Molecule: messenger RNA, 2931 nt
Organism: Ceraceosorus bombacis
Lineage: Eukaryota; Fungi; Basidiomycota; Exobasidiomycetes; Ceraceosorales; Ceraceosoraceae
Source: the annotation of a GenBank genome assembly
AUGUUGGUCCCUCUGCUCUUCCUCUUUCUGCUCAUCUCGGUACCCUUGCUGGGUCUGCUGUUCUUGUUUCUAUGGGUCGCCUUGUAUAGAGCGCCUUCGACGACGCGCAAAUCUAGCUUGGGCAGGAGUGCAGCAGUGGUGGUGUUGGGAGACAUUGGUCGCAGUCCGCGGAUGUGCAAUCAUGUGGACAGUCUGGCAAACGAGGGCUGGAGAGUCGCCGUUGUCGGUUAUGCUGGUGAGUGCCGAUGCAUCCUGUCCCGCUCAGCACCAGCAGCGCGCGCUCAAGUAUUCACCGCUCACUGGAACCUGUGCAGGCGUCGCUGUCCCUGCAAACCUGAGGAGAUCAUCCAUAAAACAUCACCAUCUGGCAACUCCACCUGCUUACAUAGCGAGGCUACCGAGGCUGUUGUUUGCGUUUGUUGCGCCUUUCAAGGUGCUAUGGCAGAGCGCUGUCCUUUUCCUCGAGCUUACAACCCAAGUGCAGCCACCUCCUGAGCUCUUGCUUGUCCAGGUGAGCCUUUCUUGAGAAAAUCGCGCGUCUUCUCUUUGUCCUGAUCUUCACUCACCUCAUCUCAUGGAUGAAUGUGAUAUACUAACUUCCGUCAUCCACUGCUCUCAUCUGCAGACACCACCGGCAUUGCCAACGCUAUUCGUCGUCAGAGUCGCCUCGCUCCUACUGCGGUCAAGGGUGAUCAUCGAUUGGCACAACCUCGGCUACACCAUUCUCGCCUUGCGCAUGGGCGCCAAGUCUCCCCUCGUCGCCCUUGCGCGUCACUUGGAGAGGCUUACGGGGAGAAAUGCGUACGCACACCUCUUUGUCACCCACGCCAUGCGCACACGGCUCACGCAAGAGUGGGCAUUAAAGGGAAAGAAGCUGACAUUGUAUGACCGACCGCCGGCUCAUUUUCGAAAGAGGGACCCGGAAGAGACGCAUCGGCUUUGGACCACGCUCGCGCCUACGAUCAGCCCAUCCUGCGACGACUUCUGGCCUGCUCAUAGCUUGCCACGGACAACGCCUUUCACUUCCAAGAGCGGACCCUCAGUUAAGGAGACCGCGAGAGAGGAGACAGCUGCCGCCGCGCUUGUAACUCAGCGCUCACCUGAGGCGGCUUCUUCCCCAGAGUCGCUGCUCAGGGACGACAGGCCCGCUCUCGUGGUGAGCUCCACCUCCUGGACAGCCGAUGAGGACUUUUCCAUCUUGCUCAAGGCCGCUGGCAUUUAUGAGCGUCGAGCGCGACAACUGGUUGCGGUAGCAGAGGCUAACCAGACAUCUGCCUCCUCACCCACUUUGGAGGAGCCCAUCGCCAGCGGCGACGCCUUUGAUAGAGCUCGAAGGAGGCUCUCUUCUUCAAGCCAUCGUGCAACCGGCUCGGGCUCGGGCUCUGUCGAGUAUGCCAGCUCCACCUCUGGUUCUAUGCGAGAGAAGAGCAGGAAGCGAGCUUCCGUCUCGGCUGAAGAAGCCUUUGGACCUACUCGUCUGCCUAAUGAGCCAGCUGAGAUGCUGCCCAAAGUAUUGAUCCUUGUGACGGGGAAGGGAGAGCUUCGCGCACAAUACGAGCAAGAGGUUGCCAGGCUCGAAUCCGCUGAAGAAUGGAAGUGGGUGCGCAUCAGGACGGUGUGGUUGGAGGCUGCAGACUAUCCGGUACUUCUGGGUGAGUCAGGCGGGCAGAGAAUGGACGACGCAACCACAAACCGCGCUCAGAAGCGGCUAAUAAGCGCUCCCUUCGAAUAGGCUCUGCGGACGUUGGCGUAUCUCUGCACGCAUCUUCGUCUGCUCUAGAUCUACCAAUGAAGGUUGUCGACAUGCUGGGCUGCGACUUGCCGGUCUGCGCGCUUGACUUUCCGUGCCUGGACGAGCUGGUCAAGGAUCGUCGCAACGGUCUGACAUUUCGAACAGCAGAAGAGCUGGCUCGUCAACUGGAAAGUCUACUGAGCAAGCACCCAGAACGGAGCUGGCUGGCUGCUGAGCUCGAGAAAUUACCCUCGCCAUUCGAAGUCCCUUUGCCCGGUGCAGAUGCUUUGGCGAGUGCGACUUCUCCCAACGGUCGGGGUAGCGAAAGGAUCCCUUCGCCCCCUCCCUCGCCCUUCAGUCCAACAGAUCCCGCCACUUUCACUAUGAUGCCUUCGCCUGUGCUAGGUCGCGGCCUCAAGUCGUGGGAAUACCCACGAUCUGCACCAAAUUCGGUUGCAAAUGCAGCUUUAUCUCCCGUCGAGAGUCAGAGACAGCCGCCUCUGAUCCAGACGAAACGCUCCACAUCGACUUGGUCAGGCAAUUGGAAACGACACGUUCGACCUUUGCUAGCUACUGAUCCGGACGAUACCUUCCAUUCGGACUCGGAGCAAGAUUCCCCCAAUGAGGCCUCCUCUUCGGGCCGAUCGAGCUUCGAGGGAGGCAAGCGUAUCUCCCGCGUUCUCUCUGGCCAAGGACACAAUAGGACCGGUACCCUCACGUCAAGCCUCUUCAACGCGCAAAGCUCGAACGCGGCUGCGCGCAAUCAAGCGCACUCAAGGAAUCGGGUCAGAGCUCAGCCUCGCGGUUGGCUUUCGACAAUGACCCUAGGCCUGGUCGGCUCGCAUGAUCGUAAUUUGGCACAGCACCACCCAGGCGUGAAGUCAUCUACUUCGCCAAGAAAUAGUGGCGAAAUUGACAGAGAAUGGACGCAAGAGGACGACGAGGACGAGAGAACUCGAAUGAGUCAGCUUGGUCUUCGAGACGCGACCCAAGCGGGGGUGAGCGAUCUGAGACAUCGACGCAAGAAUGCGCCAUUAUACAGCGGCAGCGGAGGUGGAUCUGCUGACCCAAAAAGGCAGGACAGUCUUGGAUUGCCAUUGCCCGAGCCCAGCGUUUCGGCCAACGAGACCGCGGCGUCUGGACUCUCUAGGGCACAUUCUAUACCAGAUAUUCAGGUGUCAGAGCAUGCUCCUACGUGA